Messenger RNA from Physella acuta, 3504 nucleotides. RefSeq lists its product as uncharacterized. Gene Ontology annotation, molecular function: metalloendopeptidase activity; zinc ion binding. The record is from RefSeq and is a predicted model, not a curated record. Lineage: Eukaryota; Metazoa; Mollusca; Gastropoda; Physidae. Gene Ontology annotation, biological process: proteolysis.
AAACAUAACAAAACUUCAAAGUUUUCAGACGUUUCUACUCGCUCAGAGAUGGCAGCUGUGAUGAUGGGUUGUUUAGCAUUCAUCAUUUUACUUGGUUCAACAACCUUAACUCUCGGGAAGCAAGAAGUUAGCAUUGGAGGAGACGAAAAUGUCACGGUCGUUCAGCGACGAAUUAGCAGAGCUAGCGGGCUGCACAUGGUCGAGUGGGUAGAGCACGGGCAUCGGAAAAAGAGGGCCACGUUUAACGAGACUGCUCGAACGUGGCCACAUGUUAUCCCUUACGUCAUCGACCCUUCUUACACUGGUGACCAAUGGACCUUGAGGCAGGUGAUGGAACACAUCUCCAGCCGAUUGUGCAUCACAUUCAAUGACGUCACCAACGCCUACGACCCUGAAGACCCCAUAUGGUUCUCUAGUCAAGGGUUCGAAACCAACUCGUACAUGAACAUAAAAACGACAGGCGGGUGUACAUCGGAUAAUGGACAGGGAAAUAACUCAGCAUCAAUAAUAGUAUCCCCAUGCGACGGAGUUGGCAUCAAUAUUCACGAAAUGUUUCACGCUAUUGGCGCCACUCACACACAACAAUCCCCCCUCAGAGAUCGUUACAUGAACGUCCAUGAGUCUCUGGUCAAGCCGGAAUUCCGCAGCUCUUACAAAAAAGACACAACGUCGACACUAGUGUCUGAAUUCUUUGUCCCGUAUUCUGCUGUGAUGUACCAAGAUAGGAUAAUGCACCUGACUGGUCAAGAGACCUUCACGCCUAUCAGGGAUGAUCUUUACCACACCGUCCCGAGCUUCGGGGAAGAACACGAGCUAUUCGUCGAACUUUCUAGAAUAUAUAGAUGUAACGAACUAUUCUGCAACAACGACCAGACGGACUGUGGCCCAGGCUACCACACGUUGAUCAAUGGACAGUGUCGCUGUGUCUGUCCGGAUGAGUUGGAUUACAACACCAAUUGUAGGACACACAUUAAUGGAUCGGCGAAGGACAUUUUCUGGCCUAACACCCAACUAAUUCUGUAUGGAACUAAACGUUGCCCCACUGGUUUCGAACCUACACCUUCCAGUCUACCCCUCUCGGGAACACAGAAGCCGUUGCUACAACCAAUGCCUGAACCAUACAAAAUCAAUAACACAACUAUAACCAUUCUUCUGUGCAAAAAAUCCACCCCUAAUGAGACGUCUGAUGUCAACUGGAGUUCUUGGCCAAAGGGAGGCGACUUUUGUUUCGUCAAGAAUCGAGGAGAAAUCUGUGGGGGAGAAUUUCUUGACGGGGCCCUCGAGUUUAAGACUACAGACAUAAGCCACCCAAUAGGGGACAUCGGCAACAUCACCAUCAACGGCACCAUCGUCAGGAUCAACUACUGCUGUAGGAACGGUGAACAUUUUGGCUUGAUCGCCGAUCUGCCCAACUCAGAACCUUUUAGGCUGGUAGCUGAAUACGCUAAAUGUCCCGUUGUUAGAGGAAUGAAAAGCACGUAUUCUGGUCUGACCUUCUAUACAAAGCAUUCGCUGAAAACUGGUGACAAACAUCCUUUUAGUAUUUUCAACAACAGUUUGUUUCACCAUUACGUGUGCCACUACCAGCCCCCCGUCUACGGCUGCAGCCAAUUCGUCACUCUAAACAGCACCAAAAAGUCAGUGACCAUCACUACACCUGGGUUUGCAUCCAAGAGGGAGCCAGACAGGCGGUGCUUUUACAGUUUCAUUGUACCUGCUGGUUCUAGACUAAGGCUGACCUUGAACAAGUUUGACCCUCACGGAAAUGAUGACUUUCUAGUCAAGCGUAACCACAGGUGGCAGGAACCCGUGAGAAUAAGCGAAGACUUUAAACCUAAUCAACUGGUGAGUGAGGGAGACUACUUGUCUGUACAAUACUGGGCAUCAUGGGAGACAAUCACAAACAAGGGAAUUAACUUUACAGUGGAUGUUGUGCUAGCUAAAGAGAUGUGUUACGAUGUGGCUACAAGAGGGGCAGACUACUACGGUGAGAAAUCUGUUACAGAAACUUUCGAGCCUUGCGUCCCUUGGGAGAAAGCCACAUCUUGUGAUGACUUCCCCUUUGAUGGGAUCAACGGGAUUUCCCUGUUAGAAAGCGGAAGUAGCUGUAGAAAUCCAAAUGGAUCUCUCAUUCAGCCUUGGUGUUAUACAUUUGUUGAUGGCGAAGCUUGUCAUAAACGCUACUGUGACGUGUGCAACUUACUAACCCCGGUUGACGCACUGAGCAACUGUUCCAAACUGAAGGAAACUGUCCCAGAUUUUUGCACAAGUGCAGUUGAACGUUUAGGAUGUUUUAGCACGUGUGGUUUUUCUACACAGAAAUAUAAGCCAGCAACGUGCAGCCCACCCAGCCUACCAUCUGAUGUGUACGCCGCUGGAGGAUUAAAGAGUGUGUACAAGGAAGGGGAGGUCAUCAACGUGACUUGUACAACUUCCGGUUCUUUUGUCAACAUAAUCAGAUGUACCAAAACUGGAUGGUCGGGUCAGGCGCUAAACUGUAGCGCUGCCGCCGCGUGUGACGAUAAAAUCCAAAACUGUCAAAAUAUUUUGGCCAAAUUCCCAGAGUUCUGCAUUUCCAAACGUUCUUCUAAUUCAGCCUUGACCUACUGUAAAAAAACUUGUGGCGGAUGUUCAGGAAAAACCCAGUGCAAAGAUCCUGUCGGAAAAAAAUAUUCCCGGACGUCUAAAGCAGAAGUUAUUUCCCCUGGUCAGGUCAUGACUUUUAAGUGUCAGAAUGAUUCCUAUUACGUCAGCGGUGACCUGCAGAGAGCGUGUUCCGUUUCCGGUGCGCUGCUGGGGUCAGAACCUGUUUGUCAGAGUACACCAAUUGCCGUGGACAUACAGUUUGAAAAGAUCAGAAAACGUCGGGAAGAUUUACCAAAUGAAGUAGCCUUUCUGUUGGAUGAUGACAAAUACAGAAUCCCAUUCAACGGUAAAAUAACGAAGUGGUACUACUACUGUCAACAAGCAGGCAAUAUUGACUUCAUCGUCUUCAGACCAUCAGGGUCAGACUACAAAUUUGUUGGCAACAACAGUCUCAAGUGUGAGCCGAGAUGGAUCAGGACCUUCAACGUUCCUGUGGGGAGUCAGAUACAGGUCCAAAAGAAUGACGUAUUUGGCGCCUUUUCUCUAGAAGAAAACACACUCAGUAUCACCGAUUGCUACAAUGCAACGGUCGAGCUACUGUUGAAUCCCAUCAAGGAAGUGACGUCACUGGCUGAGCUACAGGCGACUACAAAGUUCCAGGAAAAGAAGUGUUUGAUACCUUCACUGGGUGUGAGGCUUGAGCCUAGUUAAAAUGUUUUGGUUUCUCUUACAUAUUUGAAUCUUGAUCUUUAUCUUAAAUAUUUUAAUAGUGAAUUUUUCUUACUGAAAGCUACACAUGAGCAACCUUUUUUUAAACGUCACUUCUUUCUGAAUUCUUAAUGUGAGUAUAAAAAAAAAACUUUUUAGAAGAUUGUCCAAAAAAGACUAUAAAUAAAAUAUCUGUGUUUGAAUAAACAA